AUGUCCGACGUCGAACGUGACCCCACCCCCGCCGAAAUCGCCAACCGCGAACGCGAAGAAACAGAACGCAAGGCAAAGGAAGAAGCAGAACAAGCCCAGCUCCCGUACAAAUGGACACAAACUAUCCGUGAUGUAGAGGUGACGGUGCCAGUGCCAGGAAAUCUUAAGGGAAGGGAUAUGGAUGUGGUGUUGACCAAGAAUAAGAUUAAGGUGGCCGUGAAGGGACAGCAGACCUUCAUUGAGGGCGAUUUCCCCCAUCCUAUUCUCGUCGAUGAAUCCUCGUGGACUCUCGAAACAACCUCGCACCCACCUGGGAAAGAAGUCUCGGUCCACCUGGACAAGGUCAACAAGGUUGAAUGGUGGCCGCAUGUGGUGACCUCUGCUCCCAAAAUCGAUGUGUCCAAGAUUACUCCCGAAUCAUCCAAGCUGAGCGAUCUAGACGGAGGAACGAGAGCAAUGGUGGAGAAAAUGAUGUACGACCAGCGACAGAAGGAGAUGGGUGGACAGACUAGCGAUGAGCAGCGAAAGGCAGAGAUUCUGAAGAAGUUCCAGGCGGAUCACCCGGAGAUGGACUUUUCCAAUGCCCAGAUUGGCUGA
Molecule: messenger RNA, 597 nt
Organism: Aspergillus wentii DTO 134E9
Lineage: Eukaryota; Fungi; Ascomycota; Eurotiomycetes; Eurotiales; Aspergillaceae
Product: NudC domain-containing protein
Exons: 3
Coding region: 1-597 (198 amino acids)
Biological process (GO): protein folding
Cellular component (GO): cytoplasm
Source: RefSeq, a predicted model, not a curated record